Molecule: messenger RNA, 3323 nt
Organism: Mauremys reevesii (Reeves's turtle)
Lineage: Eukaryota; Metazoa; Chordata; Testudines; Geoemydidae
Gene: NEXN
Product: nexilin F-actin binding protein
Exons: 14
Coding region: 281-2314 (677 amino acids)
Biological process (GO): mitochondrial fusion; axon guidance; homophilic cell-cell adhesion
Cellular component (GO): axon; plasma membrane
Molecular function (GO): cell-cell adhesion mediator activity
Source: RefSeq, a predicted model, not a curated record
CAGCGGCAGCGUCGGGACAGCUGCAGCCGGGCCGGGCGCGCCUGGAAUGCGGGCGCGGGCUGCGCACCAGGACUUUUAUGGAAACUUGCAGAGCCGGAGGCAGCGGCGGCAGCCAAGGGGCGCUCAGCAGCAGCCACAGCCGCGCCGCCGCCGCUCUCCAGCCAGGCAGCCAGCCAGCCCUCGGGAUUAGCGUGAGCCGGAGCCGCGGGCAGGACCCACAGGUAAAAAUAGAAACCCAGAUAUCAGACGGGUCAGGUGCCAGAUCACAGAACAACAAACCAUGAAUGACAUUGUACAGAAGACUGAGAUUCUGCUUUCUUCAUCUAAACCUGUACAAAAAUCCUAUGUGCCCAAACUUCACAAGGGUGAUGUAAAGGAUAAAUUUGAAGCUAUGCAGAAAGCAAGGGAAGAAAGAAAUCAAAGGCGAUCUAGAGAUGAAAAGCAAAGAAGAAAAGAACAGUAUGUUAGAGAGAGAGAAUGGAACAGGAGAAAGCAGGAGAUGAAAGAACUGCUUGCUUCUGAUGAAGAAGAAGAAGAAACAAAGUCUUCUAAAAUAGAAAAAGCAUAUGUUCCAAAGCUGACAGGAACUGUUAAAGGCAAGUUUGCAGAAAUGGAGAAGCAGAGACAAGAAGAAGAAAGAAAAAGAAUGGAGGAGGAAAGAAAGCGCAGAAUUGAACAAGAUAUGAUUGAGAAAAAGAAAAUUCAGAGAGAACUGGCAAAAAAAGCCCAGGAGAUUGAUGACAUAAACAAUACAGGAACUGAAUCAGCAUCAGAGGAAGGUGAUGAUUCGUUGCUGGUGACAGUAGUGCCUGUCAAACCUAACAAAACACCUGGAAAGAUUAAAAUAAAAUUUGAAGACCCAGGAAAUGAGAGAGAACAAGAAGAAAAAAGAAAGCAAGAAGAAAAGAGCAUAAGAUAUGAGGAACAAAAACGAUCUCUCAAGGAAGCCAAGUGUCUUUCAUUUGUCAUGGAUGAAGAUGAAGGCAGUGAAACAAAUGAACCUCUUUCUCCUGGGAAACUGAAAUUAACAUUUGAAGAACUGGAAAGACAAAGACAAGAAAAUCAAAGGAGGCAAGCAGAGGAGGAGGCAAGACAACGUUUGGAAGAGGAAAAACGUGCCUUUGAAGAAGCUAGACAACAAAUGGCAAAUGAAGAGGAAGAAGAUAAAGAAAAUGAAAAUUCUAUUAAAGAAUUCCGUCCUGGUAAACUCAAACUCAGCUUUGAGGAGUUAGAAAGACAGAGGAGAGAGGAAGAAAAGAGGAAAGCAGAAGAAGAAGCCAGAAGACGCAUAGAAGAGGAGAAAAGGGCAUUUGCUGAAGCAAGGAAGAGUAUGGUACUGGAUGAUGAGACCCCAGAGAUGUUUAAAUCAGUUUCUCAAGAAUCUCUUACACCAGGUAAACUGGAAAUUAAUUUUGAGGAGUUACUGAGACAAAAAAUGGAAGAAGAAAAGAGACGCACAGAAGAAGAGCGCAGGCAAAAAUUGGAAAUGGAGAAGCAAGAAUUUGAGCAGCUCAGACAAGAAAUGGGAGAGGAGGAAGAAGAGGCUGAAACCUUUGAAUUAAGCAGGGAAUAUGAAGAACUAAUAAAGUUAAAAAGAAGUGGUUCUAUUCAGGCAAAGAACUUAAAAAGCAAGUUUGAAAAAAUUGGUAAAUUGUCUGAAGAAGAAAUACAGAAAAAAAUUGAAGAGGAGCGAGCUAGAAGAAGAGCAGUGGACCAGGAAAUAAAAGAGAGGGAAACUGAGAAAUUUCAUGAGGAUGAUGAAGUAGAUGUGAAGCCUGCCAAGAAACCUGAAGCUCCAUUUACUCAUAAAGUAAACAUGAAGGCUAGAUUUGAGCAAAUGGCAAAGGCAAGGGAAGAAGAGGAACAAAGAAGAAUUGAGGAACAAAAAUUACUACGUAUGCAGUUUGAACAGAAGGAAAUUGAUGCUGCACUACAGAAGAAAAGGGAAGAGGAGGAGGAAGAAGAGGGAAGUAUUAUAAAUGGUUCUACUUAUGAAGAUGAAGAGAACCAAGCUCGGUCAGGAGCUCCAUGGUUCAAGAAACCCCUAAAGAACGUAUCAGUUGUAGACAGCGAGCCAGUAAGAUUUACUGUUAAAAUUACAGGAGAGCCAAAACCUGAAGUCACAUGGUGGUUUGAAGGGGAAAUGUUGCAGGACUCUGAGGACUAUCAGUACAUUGAAAGAGGAGAAACCUACUGCCUUUACUUACCAGAAACUUUCCCAGAAGAUGAAGGAGAAUAUAUGUGUAAAGCAGUCAACAGCAGAGGCACAGCAGCUAGCACCUGUAUUCUCACCAUUGAAACUGAUGACUACUAAUGCUCUACUUUUGCUGGAAACCUCCCUCAACUUUCUUACUGCAUCCAUCUCUUUUUCUGUGGUGGGGCCAAUAAAAGGAAACUAGAAAGUGUCAUUCCUAUAUCAGAUAGGGAUAUCCUUUGUACUGCAUGAGUGUUCAAGUUCUGUUACAAUGUGAAAUUUGGUAUCAAAGGCACAUUACACUAAAACGAGGACUGGUAUGAAGAAGCCCAACUAUAGAAAAAACUGAAUUGUAUUUGUGUUCCUACCUUUGAAGACCAAUUAUUCUGUAGUAUAACAGUUAAAUACAUAAUCUGGAAGUUCAGGAGGUAGGAAUACAUUCUGCAUGAACACUACGUUUAUAGCUGCUUUAUUAUGUCUCAGACUUAACAGGCAAAAGUGAAUGUUUCUGGAAUAAAAGUAAUGUACUAUUUUUAAACAAUAAAAGGUUAUGUAAUGGUUUAAGCUUUUUGUUUAAUAAAACAUUUUCCUUUCAAUCAGCUUUAAUACUUAUAUUCAACAUAGUAAUGGGAUGUGUAAUUAGCCUAUCAUCACUAAUACUGUAAAUUCAUCACUAAAGUUUUGUUAACUCUAUUAGACUACCAAGACUUGCAUUUGAAGGUUGUUUUCCCCCCCCACAACUUUACCAGUUACCCAUGUUAAAAUAGCAUUUGGCAUAUUAAAACAAAAUUUGCAGAAGGUACAUUUGGGGAUAUAUUGGGGUUGCACAGCAGCUACUUUCUCCACUUUCAUCCUCACCUGGUUGCAAUUUUUGUUACUGCAUCUUAGUGUAUGUUUGGUUUUGUAGUGAAAAGACAACAAAGCAUUAAUUCUCUUAGGGAAAUCUACAAAGACAAAUGAUGUACCUGUCAGUGUCUCAAAACAUCUUAAAAUUGAUUUUUGUUCAGAUUAUUCUGUCCAACUUUCAUAGGACUUUUUUUUUUAAUACACAAAGUACACAUACUUCAGCUUUUUCUGAGGUUCAGCACUUAUAUUCCUCAACAUAAUACAAUAAGCUAGAGGCUGUACC